Molecule: messenger RNA, 825 nt
Organism: Cercopithifilaria johnstoni
Lineage: Eukaryota; Metazoa; Nematoda; Chromadorea; Rhabditida; Onchocercidae
Source: the annotation of a GenBank genome assembly
AUGCUUAAGGCUCGAAAUGCGGAAAAAGCUAUGACUGCUCUAGCCCGAUGGCGGCGAAUGAAAGAAGAAGAGGAAAAAGGUCCAGUUGCGAAACGACCAAACGAUGUGAACGAAUGCAAUACGCUAAAUGAUGCAGAAAAAUACAGAAAACAGGUGACGAUGGAAAUUGCCAAGAAAAUAGCGCUGAUACAAAAUCCAGGCUUGGGUGAAUUUAAAAUUCGGGAUUUAAAUGAUGAAAUAAACAAAUUGCUGCGAGUAAAAUACGCUUGGGAAACAAGAAUUAAAGAACUCGGAGGCCAAGAUUACAGGAAGAUAGCGCCCAGGGAAAUAGAUCGAGAAGGACGUGAAGUUGCUGGUAGUAGAGGUUACAAAUAUUUUGGAGCUGCAAAAGAUUUGCCUGGUGUUCGGGAACUUUUCGAAAAAGUUGGAAUCGAUGAAUCACGGAAAAAUCGUAUGGAAUUAAUCAAAUUUUUGGACGCGGAUUAUUAUGGCUAUAUGGAUGAUGAUGAUGGUUUAUUGGUACCGCUAGAAAUGGAUGCUGAAAUCAAAGCUCGUUUACAAAUCGAAAAGGAUUGGGAAGGAAAUAAAGAUGCAUUGAAACUAAAGGAAGCAUUUGACGGAGAUAUCGAUAUAUAUAAAAUUGAUGAUGACUCUGACGAGGAAGACAUUGACACGAAGCAAUCUGUACUGAUAAGCGAUGAUGGGAAGAAAACAUUCAUUCAACACGUUGUUGUGCCGUCACAAAAAGAAAUUGAAAAUCUCAUUUUGGAAAGGAAGAAAGCACAACUUUUUAAGCAAUAUGUUGGGAGUCCAUCGAGUUCAUAA